AUGGCUUUGUUUUGGGAGGAUCUCGCUCCCUGGACCUCGGCCGUCGCGAAGAGACUCGCCUCAUCGGUCCUUGCCGUGGUUGUCACUGCCAGUUCGCUCGUUAUGCAGCUUGUUAGCGUUCGCUCUCGUCAGGGGCACGGCACCAUCGUGCAGGUUCGGGUCAAGCAGCCGAUUGUCGACUGUCAACUAGUCCGACUUGUCUCCGCCGUUUGGGGGAGGGUCACCUUCUGCAACGGUGAGGAGACCGGACUGGAGUUGCGCGAGAUAGUCGUUGGCCAGGGAUCAGACGAUUGA
Messenger RNA from Aspergillus udagawae, 294 nucleotides. RefSeq lists its product as uncharacterized. The record is from RefSeq and is a predicted model, not a curated record. Lineage: Eukaryota; Fungi; Ascomycota; Eurotiomycetes; Eurotiales; Aspergillaceae. The transcript is spliced from 2 exons. Bases 1 to 294 code for a protein of 97 amino acids.